AUGUCGUUGUUCCUGCAUCCCUCACUGUUGUUGCUGCAUCCCUCACUGUUAUCCCUCACUGUUGUUGCUGCAUCCCUCACUGUUGUUGCUGCAUCCCUCACUGUUGUUGCUGCAUCCCUCACUGUUGUUGCUGCAUCCCUCACUGUUGUUGCUGCAUCCCUCACUGUUGUUGCUGCAUCCCUCACUGUUGUUGCUGCAUCCCUCACUGUUGUUGCUGCAUCCCUCACUGUUGUUGCUGCAUCCCUCACUGUUGUUGCUGCAUCCCUCACUGUUGUUGCUGCAUCCCUCACUGUUGUUGCUGCAUCCCUCACUGUUGUUGCUGCAUCCCUCACUGUUGUUGCUGCAUCCCUCACUGUUGUUGCUGCAUCCCUCACUGUUGUUGCUGCAUCCCUCACUGUUGUUGCUGCAUCCCUCACUGUUGUUGCUGCAUCCCUCACUGUUGUUGCUGCAUCCCUCACUGUUGUUGCUGCAUCCCUCACUGUUGUUGCUGCAUCCCUCACUGUUGUUGCUGCAUCCCUCACUGUGCUGCUGGUGGCGAUGGAGCAAGCAGCUUACGAGAGGCUGCCGUCAGAGAUUGCAGCGUGCUUCACCUCGUUCUCAACGAAUCGAUGCCAUCGGGCAGGCCUCUUCAUGUCAGGGAUAGCAGGCACAACAACAAAUGUUCUUGUGAUGAAGACGAUGCUGAGAUCUGGCCGCAGCAGCAGGAUCUUCUCGCUCAGGUGUGAGGCAGAUGACUACGUCGAGGAUGUCAAGGAGAAACUAUCUACGUACCCUGGGGUUGCAGCGCCUGAGGAGUUGCAGCUUGCGUUUGCUGGUAGAGUUCUUCAGAACCAUCACACUCUCCGGGAGUACAACAUACAGAAACCUUCUAUGUUAAUCCUUCUGCCCCCGGCCCCUCCAAAGAUCCUCGGAAUUCUUGUGGAGGAAAUGUUCCCAGAUAGCUCAGCUCAGAAUGUCUCUCAGAACGUAGAGAUCAAGAUCAAGUUUAAGGAUCCAUCAAGCGACUUGGUCCAAAAGUUGGUCGGGAGCUCUGGAUAUCCUUUGCUCCGAAGCUUGCUGCAAAAUGAUUUCGAGGUUCGCAGAAAGUUCAGCGCGAAACCUGAGGCCGGGGAGGUGACGUUGGACGAGGCCAGCAGGACUUUGACGUUCGUUCCCCUCCAGCCGCUGCGAACAAGUUCUCACUAUCGGGUCUCCAUCAACUCGCAGUCCUCCCUCUGGCAGGCCAACAUGCGGAGGCGGGUGGAGGGGGACGUCUGCUGGGAUUUCUUCACAGCUGGCUACUUGCCUCUGCGAGUGACGGCCAUCUACCCCCGACCGUACUCACGGGUCCGACCCAGAAACACUCCGAUCGUCAUCAGCUUCAACACGCCCCUCUUCCGGGAGGCUGACGGGGGGACGUGGGUGACGGUCAAGACGAACCUCAGCAGCGAAAGUCCCGCGGGAGGGCUCAAGGCCCCGCUCUACGACGAGUCAACCUGCUCGCUCGUCCUCGAGCCCGAGAGCGGGACUUUCCCUCCUAACGCGAUAGUGCGGAUACGACUACGACCGCAGCGGAUUUGCGGGAAGAACGGCGAGUCGCUCGAGCCCCGACAGAGCGAUGGCCUGCUCAAGACUUCGACUUUCAGGUGGAGAUUCUUUACUACCCACGGCAGCUCGGAGAUCUCAAGAUACGAGUACAACAAUCAAGUUUCUGCUGGCGUCUCGGCGGUGAUCGCUCGGCAUCGUGAAGGGAAACUAGUUCCGCUGUACCAACCCACGAGGACAUAG
Messenger RNA from Guillardia theta CCMP2712, 1767 nucleotides. RefSeq lists its product as hypothetical. The record is from RefSeq and is a predicted model, not a curated record. Gene Ontology annotation, molecular function: protein binding. NCBI's taxonomy places the organism in Eukaryota, Cryptophyceae, Pyrenomonadales, Geminigeraceae. The transcript is spliced from 14 exons. The coding region runs from base 1 to 1767 and encodes 588 amino acids.